CGGGCUAGGCUGGGUGGAUAGAAGGUGCUGCUGGCCUCCUGGGUGCCCGGAUGGCCUGGGGCCCUACGCAUCGGUCCCGCGCCUUCAGACACUCCACAGGCUUAGUCAGAGUUCCGGAAACUGCCCUGGAGAUCAGCCUCAGGGCAGUUGAAGAUCAGCUAAAGAUAUGUGGCCACAAGAGGGAUGCUGAUGUCUUUGAGCUGUUCCUUUCUCAAAAGGACCUGACAGAAGUCAUUGAUCUCUCUAGGUUUAAAAAAUUAAAAUACUUAUGGCUACAUCACAACAAGCUCCAUGGAAUAACAUUUCUAACUAGAAACUAUUGUCUGACAGAACUAUAUCUAAACAACAAUGCCAUAUUCGAGAUAGAAGGCCUGCACUCUCUACCUUCAUUGCAUAUCCUUCUGCUACAUCAUAAUGAGCUAACGGACAUCGAUGCAACAGUGAAGGAACUGAAGGGAAUGCUCAAUCUGAAGCGCCUAAGUCUCUUCCAAAACCCUCUGUGCCAAUAUAACCUGUACCGUUUAUAUAUCAUCUACCACCUUCCAGGAGUAGAGGUGCUUGAUCGAAAUCAAGUUACAGAGAAAGAAAGAAGAUCAAUGAUUACCAUUUUUAAUCACAAAAAGGCUCAUAUAGUUCAAUCAAUAGCAUUCGGAGGAAAAGUAGACGCCUCAUGGAAUCCUAGAUCACCGUUUAAGCAAACACCGGCUCAGAGAGUACCUCCAGAUUUUGCAUUUGCGAAUAAUGUAGACAAAACUGUGUUUGAUAACCCAGAAGAUGCUGUAUUUGUAAGGUCCAUGAAGAGAUCAGCUAUGGCUAUUACCUCCCUCAACUGGGACACAGUUCCAACACGAGAGGAAAAAUACCUCGACGAGAAAGGCACGGAACCUCCUCAAAUGCUCACAGUUACACUGAGAUAAACCCUGGUAUUUGCAGAAAUCCUAGUGGUUUUCAGCUGUUCAUUAAACUUCUCUGUGAUAAAGUG
Hyaena hyaena (striped hyena) is the source of this 982-nucleotide messenger RNA. It is a transcript of the gene LRRC72, whose product is annotated as leucine rich repeat containing 72. Gene Ontology annotation, molecular function: protein binding. The coding region runs from base 51 to 917 and encodes 288 amino acids. The transcript is spliced from 9 exons. NCBI's taxonomy places the organism in Eukaryota, Metazoa, Chordata, Mammalia, Carnivora, Hyaenidae. The record is from RefSeq and is a predicted model, not a curated record.